Molecule: messenger RNA, 1812 nt
Organism: Ctenocephalides felis (cat flea)
Lineage: Eukaryota; Metazoa; Arthropoda; Insecta; Siphonaptera; Pulicidae
Exons: 7
Coding region: 1-1812 (603 amino acids)
Cellular component (GO): extrinsic component of mitochondrial inner membrane
Source: RefSeq, a predicted model, not a curated record
AUGACUAGGAAACGCAAAGGACAGGUAAAAUCUGCAGAAUCUGCUGAAGCCAAAAAUGAUGAAACAAAUUCAAAUGCAUCGACAAAUACAGAAAAUAGCGACAGUUUGUCAAUGAAUAAAUCUUCAAAUUCCGUUGAUGAAAAUCAGGAAAAUACAGAUGAUACAAAGACCAAAAAGACUCAUCGAGGUAGAAGAAAGCAGAAUAAGCAAGCAAAUGAUCCAAAAAUUGGUGUUGAUGGUAAAGAAGAUAUCGGUGGUGAAAAUCAAGAAGAAAAUCAAAAAUCAAUAAAUAAACAUUUGCAGUCCGAGCAUCCUAAUUCUAUGGGUAAAACAAAAUCUACUGACAUUAAACGUGCAACUGAAAAGUCGGGAAAAACAAAAAGAUCUGCUCAAAGAAAACCGACUAUAGCUGAUAGUUUGAAGGCAAACGCUUGCUCCAAAACAUCAUCAACCGGUAACAAAUUAUUGGAGCAAUAUUUCUUCCAAUGUUCAGAUGAAGAAUCUGAUGACGAUAUGGACGAAUUUAUAGAGUAUAAAUUGAGACCAAGAUCAGUAUUUUUAGCAAAUGCUUGUAAUGUGUGUAAAAUAGUUGAAUCCAAAACCACAAAACUGAAUCCUUGCAUGCAUUGUGGAAUGGUUAGUUAUUGUUCUGACGAUCACAGGAAACUAGAUGUAAAACACAAUGAAUUCUGCUCGGUUGUUUGUGAUGAACGAGAUAAUAAAGGUUUGGAACAUAUUUAUGCCAAAGCCAAAGGACUUACUAUGGGCGAAUUCAGACAUUUAAGAAUUCAUGAACUUACCAUUUGCCAAAAUUUGAUUGGCAGACAAUUGGACGCCAACGAAAGGGAAAUCUUGCUGUUUCCAAGAUUGUGCUUCGAUCCUCAAUGUAGAGAAUGGAAACAUGAUUUGUUAAUGAAUUGUCCAGAAUGUAAACAAGUCAGUUACUGCAAGAAAAAUCCUGAGCAUUUGCCAGUGGAGCAUAUGACAUGGUGUAAGCAAUUUAAAUUAUUCCAAGAAAUUAUGGCCAGAUUGCAAAGGCAAGAAAAUAUUGAUCCUGCAUUACCAGUAAAGAUAUACUUGACUCAAUUUUUCCUGCCUGAUGAUAUUAAGAUUUUCUUUAAGGAAAUUGGCAGUAAAGCCAAUGACGAAUGCGAUAUGGCGUUUUUAAGUCUCAUAGCAACGGGCCCAUUGACAGUGCUGUACUCGAUGCAAAAAAUCAAUAUGAAAAUUCAAUCCAACGUUUUUAGUAUUCAUAUAGUUGGAGCAGAACUUCAAUUCGAAGCAGAUACUUUGAAUAAAUGGGAGUGCUUUUUCCUUCAUUUGGUACCACAAAUUGAUGUACUCAAUAUUGUUUUUGUUGGACCGGAAUUGAAUGUUGAAAAUCUACCAGUAGAACUUCUGGGUAGAAUAAGGAUGUGUCCAAAUUGCGAAGUAACAAAUCGAAAGGUUGUUUUUCAAUUUCAGUGCAAGACACUGUAUCAUGAAUAUGCAAAAUCAGAUGCAUUUUCAAAACCUGAUAUGGUAUGUGCAUUUAAUCCUGGGCUGCACAGGAUUACAGGUUACGCUGGAAUGGACACUUGGCCUGAUACCAUUUCAGCAAUUAUGGAUUUAGAAGUUCCAUUUGUCAGUACUGCUUAUACAGAACUCGAAGCACCAUUAGAUCUGAAAAGAAUUCAGGAUUCUGUGAAAAGGACUGUCUUGUUUCCACCGCAACAAAACCCGUAUGCAUCACUUAAGCCUGACAGAAAUUUUAUAUCUGAAGAAAGUGUUCCUUUAAUAUUCAAAAACUUUUAUCUAACUAUAGUAAAUUGA